UAAAUAUAUAGCAUUUAUAUGAAAUUAUAAUCUAAUGAAUACAGACGGUGGACGUUUUGAUUUUAAUGAUGGUGGUACAUAUAUUGGUAAUUGGUAUCAAGGUUCAGCUCAUGGACUUGGUUUAGCUACAGGACCAAAUGGUGUUGGUGAAUAUUCCGGUGAAUGGAAUUUAGGUUUUGAAACAUGUGGUGUAUAUUUAUGGCCAAAUGGAAAUAUGUACGCUGGUACAUGGAUUAAAGGUAAACGUCAUGGUAAUGGUGUUCAAGUGAGAGGAAAAUGGAUUUAUCAAGGUGAAUUUAAUUCAGGUGCUUUUGGUCAAUAUGGAGUUAAAACAUCAACAAAUAGUCAAGCAAAAUAUGAAGGUAGUUGGAAUUUAAAUCGAUUUGAAGGUUUUGGAAUUGAAACAUGCGCUGAUGGAAGCAUAUAUGCUGGUGCUUGGUCAAAAGGAUUUCGUCAUGGUUUAGGUGUUCGUAAAUCAUUUAUUAGUUAUAAGACAAAUACAUUAUCAGAUAAUUUACCAAAUACUACUACAAACACUGAAACAAUAACUACUACUUCUAAUAGUACUCCUAUUACCACCACCACCACCACCACCACGACCACCACAACCACCAUUACCACAAUCACCACCACCACCACCACAACAACAACAACAACAAAGAUACCUAUUACACAAACAGAAUAUAUAAAUGAAUUAGAUCAAAUGAAAAACAUUCAUAUCAUUAAUCAAUCACAUAAAUCCAAUGAUAAACAUCAUAGUUCCAAUAUAAAUUUACCAUUAAAAGAAACUAUAUCAGUAAGUCGUAAAGCUGUAAUUGGUAGAGCAAUUAUGCGUCGAUUAAAAAAACAACAUUCAGCAAUUGAAUUAGGUCGUUCAAUAAAUAGUAAUAAUAAUACUACUAAUAACAAUACUACUACUACUACCACUACUACUACUACUACUACUACUACUACUAAUACUACUAAUAAUAAUCCAUUAAGUAAUGUAAAUGAUAUAAAUAUAAAUAAUAUAACAAAUAAAGAUAAAAUACAACAAAAAGAACAAUUAAAUCAACAAAAUAUUGAUUAUAUUAUUGAUUAUCAAUUCAAUAAUAAUCAUAAUAAUAAUCAUAAUCAAAAUCAAUUUAUUAGUGUAAUAGAAAUAUAUUCUGGUGAAUGGUUUCAAGAUCAACGUUCUGGUUAUGGUAUAGCAGAACGUUCAAAUGGUUUUAUAUAUAUUGGUGAAUGGAUACGUAAUCAAAAACAUGGUUAUGGUAUAAUAAUUAAUCCAAAUGGUACACGUGAUGAAGGACAAUUUCAAGCAAAUAAUUUAAUUAAUAAAAUUAAUCGUAAAAGUAAAUUACAUUUAGUACGUCAAACUAAAUUAAAAGAAUGUGUUGAAGAUGCAUUAAUACGUGCUGAAACUGCAGCAAAACAAGCUAAAUUAAUAGCAUUAGAAGAAGCUAAAGAAAAUGCAUUGAAAGCUCGUAAAGCAGCUGAUUUAGCCAUGUCUAUUAUACAGAAAGCAUUGCAUUUAUCUAAUCAAGCAAGAGAAUUAGCUUUUCAAUUAGAACCACAAUUUCAUCAACCAGGUAUUGAAUGGAGAAAAAAAUGUCAAUAUGAAAUCAAUAUUAAUGAUUCUUUUAAAGAAAUAAAAUCAUCAAAAUUAUAUUUAUCUAAUAGUUCUAUUGAUUAUUUAUCAACUUCUUCAAAUUUCCCAAUUACUCAAUCAUAUUCUUCUUCUCCAACAUUAAAAUUAGAUAUAACAUCUCAUUUAAGUAAUAUUCAAACAAAUCAAUCUUUUAUUCAUGAUCGUUUACAACGACAAUAUCCAAAACAAUUACAAUCGUAUCAUAUAAUCAAACCUUCUACAUAUUCAUUAACUAAUAUACAAGAUUUAAAACAACAACAACAACAACAACAACAGCAACAACGACAACAACAUUGUCAAAAAAGACGAAGAUUCUUUCGGAAAUUCUUAUCACGUGACUCUACACCGAAUUCAAUGGAUCGUGUAAAUGAAACAACGAUGGAUGUAUUUGAAUGUUUUGCAAAUUUAAAUAAUCCACAUUUACAUCGAUUUGUAAAACCGAUAAUAAAUAGUAAUGAAUUAAUACAUGUUACAGUGUCACCACCACCACCACCACCAUCAUCAUCAUCAUCAUCAUCGUUAACAACAACAACAACAACAACAGGGACAGGAACAAUAGCAACAACAACAACAACAACAAUAACAAUAACUAAUGAAUUAAUUCGUCCAUUUUCUGCACCUCAUAAAACAUUAAUGAAUGAAACAUUAUCAAAUGUUGAAAAACUUAUUACAGGUAUAACACGAAGUUAUUCACCUAAUGAUAGAACAAUAUCACCAUUAAAAGAAGUUUCUAAUGAAGAUGUAGAACAAAAAAAUAUACCAAUUGAAAAAAAUAUUGAAAUGUUAACUAAACAAAUGAGUUCAUCAACUGGUGAUAUCAUAGAUAUGUAUAAAACAUCAAUAGAUCCAUAUAUGAAUAGUAUGGUUAAUCUAUCAUCAUAUCGACAACAACAACAACAACAACAACAACAACAACAACGACAAACUUUGAAUCAUUUAACUUCUAAAGGAUCUACUUUAUUUCCUAAUCAAAAUAUUAAGAAAACAUCAUCUCCAAUUAAUUUAUCAACUAUUCUACCUAAUACAUCGAUUUCAUUCACUACUAAUAUACCAAAACCUUCUUUAUUAUCCAAUGAAUUAAUCAAUAAACAAAAUAAUAAUGAAAUUUCAUCAGUUAAUCCAUUACAAAUCGAAGAAGAAGAAGAAGAAGAAGACGAUGACGACGGCGACGGCGACAACGACGAAAAAGUAAAAAAACAACAAUCAAUACAAAAAUGUAAAUUAUCACAAUCAAUUAAUUCAUCAAAUCAAAUCAAUAAUAAUAAUAAUAAUAAUAAUAAAAUCAAUAUUCAAUCAAAUUCACAUCCUCCUAAAUUAGGUAUGAAUUCAACACAAGAUUCUGGUUAUUUAUCGAUUGAUCCAAAUGAUACUUAUUCUUAUUCUAUACAAACAUUAAAUCAUUCUAUAUUAUAUCAUCCAUUCAAAGUUAUGAAACAAGAAACCUAUGUAGAUGAAAAUAUUCUAUCAAAGAAUAUACCAAUUAAUAAUUUAUUAUAUAAACCUACAUUACAAUCAUUUAUGAUAAAAUCAAAUCAAAUUGAUUUAGAUCAUAGAUCACAAUUAUCUAAUUUAUCACCAAAAGCUAAAAAAUUAAAAAUUCAAUUAAAUAAUCAAAAUAAUUUACAAUUGAAUAAAAAACGACAAAUAAUAACAGCUAGACGUAAAUUAUCAACAAGUCCUAAACGAUUCAAUCGAUCAAAUAGUUCUUAUCAUACUGAAGUAUCGAAUAAAUUAAAAUCUUAUUGGAUACCAGAGAAGUAUACAGUUUAUUCAAAGUUGGAUAAUAAACAAAAUGACAAUGAUAAUCUUCAAUUCAAACAAUUAAAAAUACAUUCACAAUUGAUGAAUAUACCACAACAUCAAUUAUCUUCAUUACAAUCAAUAACAAAAUAUAAUCAUCAUCAUCAUCAUCGUCAUUCAUAUCAAUUAGAUACUAUGGAUGAUAUUGUACCAGAUAUUGAUGAAAGUAACAGUGAAAAGUCAGAAUAUAGUUCAGCAACAAUUCAAUCAACACCUUAUUAUUAUUAUCAUCAUCAUCAUAAUCAUCAUUCAAUAAAUCAAUCUGAUCCUAUCGAAAUAAAAGAAUAUCCAAUGGAUAUAAAGAAAUUAUAUUUAUUACGUAAUAUAAAUCAGUUAGAUAAUAAACAAUGGGAUAAUUCAAAUUUAUAUGAUGUUAAUCAAUAUCAGAUACCGACAGUUUACGCUACUAGUGACAGACAUCAUGAUGAUGAUGAUGAUGAUGAUGAUGGUGAUGAUAAUAAUGAUGAUGAUGUUAAUGAAAAUGUAGGUCCGGUUAUUAUUCAUCCUACUGAUGAUAUAGAUGAUGAAGAUAAUGUUUAUGAAAGUAAUGCAACUUUAUAUAAACAAUCUAUAGUUCCAAGAGGUCAUCAUCAUUCCUUGGAACGAUACAAAUCAUCGUUGCCAAAUCAAAAAUUACCUGAAGGUAAACGAAUUAUAAUGAAUGAUCGUUCAACACAAUCUCAAACAAAAUCAUACACAAUACGUAAUUCUAACUGCUAUCAAAAUUUACAUCAAAUACCUACCAGUAAAAUUUCAUCUUCACCUACUUUUAUACAUAAUGAACAUAUUUAUCAAACAGAUGAAGAUAUCAAUUCAAUGAAUGAUGAAAGAUUAACAUCUGUUGAAUAUAUAAAACCAUCACAAAGAAUUUUGUGUGGAAUACAAAAUUCCACGUAUAUAAAUCCCAGUGAAAUUAAUAUAAUAAAACAAACAAAUUUAGAUAAUCAUAAUCGUUAUAUAAUGAAUAGAACAAUUACAGAUAAUAAACAAUUUCGACCAUCAUCUUCACCAUCAACCUCAUCAUUGACAUUAUCAUCAUCAUCAUCGUCAUCAUCCUCCGCCUCCUCCUCUUCCUCCUCCUCAUCAUCAUCAUCAUCGUCAUCAACAACGACAACAACAACAGCAUCAUCAUUAUCCUUAUCUACACCAACAUUAUCUACGGUAUAUACAAAUUCUAUUUGUCCUAGUAAAUAUGUUUCUACUCCAUUAACAAAUGCUAAUAUAUUAUGGAGUCAAGAAAUGAAUCCAUUUUCUUUAAGAACUUCAAUGUAUACAGGAUCAUUAAAACAAUUUCCUAAACAAUUUUUACAAUCAACAUAUCCAAAUUAUAUAUCACGUAGUUUAACUAGUAAACAAUUUCAACAUAUUUAUCAUCAUCAUCAUCAUCACCAUCACCAUCAGCAGCAGCAACAACAACAACAACAACGACACCACUACCACCACCACCAGCAACAACAACAACAGCAGCAGCAACAACAGGAACAACAACAACAACAACAACGUCAAUCACCAUGUCAACAAUUAUUUGUAUCAAAUUGUUCAUUAUCUCCAUUUAAUAUAAAUCAUAAUAUAAUGAAAUAUUCUACUAUUCCAUUAGAUAAAACCAUAUUAAUAAGAAAGAGAUUGACUACUGAUAUGGAUGUUAAAAAUUUCAUUUUUACAAAUAGUAAUAAUACUACUACUAAUGAUAAUAAUAGUAGUAAUACUAUGAAUAUUGAUUAUAGUACUACUAAUAGUACCAAUACUAUUAAUACUAAUACUACUACUACUAAUACUACUACUACUAAUAAUAAUGAGAAAUGGUUAUGUAAUACAAUACAACCAAAUGAAAUCAAUCUAUAUUCAAUGAAAUCCUAUCCAUUAAAUUCUUUUAAUAUAAAAGAAGAUAAAUUAUUGUUGAAUAAACAUCGUCGUUGUAUAAGUUGGCCGAAUACAUUAUAUGAAUAUUUACCAAAGACAUAUUUAAAUGAAUAUACAAAUUCUAUUCUAACUACUAAUAUAAUUAAUAGUAAUAAAUUAAAACAAAGAAAAUUAAAAAGUUCACCUGUUAUAUUGAAAUCAAAUAGAAAUUUAAUUGAUUCAUUCAUUACAACAACAAAUACAUCUAAUAAAAUAAAUGAGAAUUAUUUUUCAUAUAAUAAUCCAUGGUAUUCAUUAACUUUAAUGAAUACAGUCAUAUUAAUAUUAGUACUUAUUAUUUCAUUAAUCAAUUGGUUAUGGUAUGAAGAGAAACGAAGAAAAUCGAAUAUACCUUCUUGAAUUAGUCAAGUUCAUCAUGAUGAUGAUGAUGCUGAUGCUGGUGAUGACAAUGAUAAUGAAGACGGUGACAAUAAUGAUGACCAUUGACAAGAGAUAAUACAAAACAUUUUCUUGCAUUUCGUUUAAUCAUUAUUAUUAUUAUUAUUAUCAUUUUAUUGUCAAGAUUCUUAUUCAUUUUCAUAUUUUCUCGGAAAAAAAAGGGAAAGAUCAUGUUCAUAAAAAGGAACAAGAAUGUUAUCGGUAGACCUAUUUGUAUGGAAGGUAUUCAAUGAAUUCUUGAAGUAGAAUAUAAAGUUCAUUGAAAUGAAAACUAUUUAGUUCCAUAGAUAUUAUACAUUCUUACUUCAUUCAUUUUUCUCUUAUUGUACUUUAAUUUUUCUAAACAAUCUUUUAUUAGAUUUCUGAUAAAGAUCUACUUAUAUAUGUAAAGAAAGAAAACAUUAACUGAAAAGUUUCAUGUAUUAAUUAUGAAUUAUAAAUUAAUUUCAUGUUCUGUUUUCUUGAAAAGUUGACUAACUUUUAAUUAUUUUUUUUCCAUUUAUAAUUUAUCUACUGUAAUUAAAAUAAGUAGUUUGAGUUGAAAAGUAGAAAAUUGAGUUCAGCUAAUGAAUUAUUAUGAUUAAAUAGAACUUGGUGAAUGUAUUUAUUAGUUCAAGUUACCAAAAUAUAUAUGCACAGUAAGAUGAGAUUAUUAUAUCAAGCGUCAGAAUAGUAGAAGUGAUAGAAGAAGUCAAG
Molecule: messenger RNA, 6424 nt
Organism: Schistosoma spindalis
Lineage: Eukaryota; Metazoa; Platyhelminthes; Trematoda; Strigeidida; Schistosomatidae
Source: the annotation of a GenBank genome assembly